AUGAGUCAACCUCCUGGUUUUAUUGAUCCAAGGCAUCAAGAGCCUGGUUUGACAGAUAAUAUUAUUAUAACAGGAAGUAAUCCAUCAUAUGUCUCAAAAUUGGUUCUACAACUUGGAAAGAAAUUUAUUAUGAAAGAUCUUGGUCCUCUACACUUCUUUCUAGGAGUAGAGGUCAAGUAUUUUGCAGGAGGAAUUCACUUGAGUCAGAGUAAAUAUGCUGCUGAGUUACUGGAUAAGACUGAUAUGACUUUGGCAAAGGCUAUUGCUACUCUUUUGGCUAAAAAACAUGGUUUACAUGGAGCUAUGGGAAAUUUUGUAGAUGCCUCUCUAUACAGAAUGAUAGUAGGGAGUCUUUAG
Molecule: messenger RNA, 357 nt
Organism: Solanum dulcamara
Lineage: Eukaryota; Viridiplantae; Streptophyta; Magnoliopsida; Solanales; Solanaceae
Exons: 3
Coding region: 1-357 (118 amino acids)
Source: RefSeq, a predicted model, not a curated record